This is a messenger RNA of Ictalurus furcatus (blue catfish), 2978 nucleotides long. Its product is annotated as ubiquitin carboxyl-terminal hydrolase 30. Gene Ontology annotation, biological process: protein deubiquitination. The transcript has 13 exons. The record is from RefSeq and is a predicted model, not a curated record. Gene Ontology annotation, molecular function: cysteine-type deubiquitinase activity; cysteine-type endopeptidase activity. Gene Ontology annotation, cellular component: nucleus; cytosol. The coding region runs from base 64 to 1551 and encodes 495 amino acids. Lineage: Eukaryota; Metazoa; Chordata; Actinopteri; Siluriformes; Ictaluridae.
UGUUCGUGUUCGGGUCCGACCGGAAACAAACGCCGCAGCUCUUUAGGUUCCGCUUGAUGGACGAUGUCUUGGUGCGGACAGGAGGCCACAGAGGAGCUGCUCCGAGAGUUUUUACGCACACGGUCGUCUACCAGGUAUAGGGUGAUGAAGAACUGGGGUGUGAUUGGAGGCAUCGCUGCCGCUGUGGCGGUGGGCGUGUAUGUGCUCUGGGGUCCCAGCGCAGACAGGAAGAAGAGGAGGAGAGGCAUGGUGCCGGGGUUGUUGAACCUGGGAAACACGUGCUUCCUGAACGCACUGCUGCAGGGUUUGGCCACGUGUCCUCCUUUCAUCAGCUGGCUCCAGGACUUCACUUCCCACAGCAGCUCCCGUCUCUCCGGCUCGGACACGCAGACGGACACGCAGACGGACACGCAGACGGACACGCAGACGGACACGCGGGUUUCCAAAACACUGUUGCAGCUGCUUACAGCUCUGUCCAGUCCUGAUCCAGGAGAGGAUGAUGUUUUGGACGCAGGAUGUCUUUUAGAAGCUCUUCGUCUGUACAGAUGGCACAUCAGCUCCUUUGAGGAACAGGACGCUCACGAGCUUUUCCACGUCCUCACGUCGUCUCUGGAGGAGGAGCGCGAGCGGCAGCCCAGAGUCCCUCACCUGUUUGACAUGGAGACGCUGGAGAAACAGGCAGAGACGAGCCCAAACCCCGUUAGCUGUUGGAGUCGAGGUCCUCUGCAUCCCGUUCCCAACCUGUGGAGGGCACAGCACCCGUUCCACGGACGCCUGACCAGCUACAUGGCCUGCAAACGCUGCGAGCGCCAGAGUCCGGUGCGUUACGAUUCGUUCGACAGCCUCUCGCUGUCCAUUCCUGCCGUUCAAUGGGGUCGGCCAGUUACUCUGGAUCAGUGUCUUCAGCAUUUCAUCACCUCGGAAAUGAUUCAAGAGGUGGAGUGCGAGAACUGCACCAAGAAACAGGCUGAGACUGAGGCCCGUCAGGUUCUGGAGAGCCAGAGGACGACAUUCGUAAAGCAGCUUAAACUCGGAAAGCUCCCCCGGUGUUUGUGUAUUCACCUGCAGAGACUCACCUGGUCUCCCGAAGGCGCUCCCAUUAAGCGACACGAGCAUGUUCAGUUCUCCGAGUACCUCAGCAUGGACCGCUAUAAACACAACAGCACCACACCGAGACUGCAGAAGGCCAGCAGGGCCAAAAAACUAACGGCGGAAGAACCGCACGAUCGAAACAUCGCCAAUGGAGUCGACCCAGAGCACCAUAACAACAACAACAACAAGCCGCUGUCGAACGGCAGCGUUUCCUCUGCCUUUCUCCUCGGCCUUUCUCCAUCUGACUUCAGCUCGUCGGAGUACCUGUUCCGGCUGACGGCGGUGCUCGUGCACCACGGCGACACGCACUCGGGUCACUUCGUCACGUACCGCCGCGGCCCGGCGUCGUUCGGCCCGCAGUGGCUGUGGGUGUCAGACGAGUCUGUGCGCAAGGCCAGUCUGCAGGAAGUGCUCUCCUCCAGCGCGUACCUGCUGUUCUACGAGCGUGUGCGCAGGUGAACCCAGGGAACGACCAGAUCCGGGCUCGUGGGUCUACGGAGACCGUGUUAACAUUAAAACGAGCGUGUAGCUGAGAGAGCUCUGCCUCGAAACGCUGAGUUUACCAAAAAAAAAGCUUCCGACGAAGCGGGUUCUAAAAGAGGACACGGUGACGGUCUUCACGAAGGAGGUUUCUGAGUGAAAAAACGGCUCUGUGAAUAGUUACGGGUUGUAUUAGGUACGAGAAAAACACUCCAUACACCUGCUCAAUCACGCAGCUAUCCAAUCAGCCAAUAGGAUUUAAGCCGAAGAACUCUUAAGGCUUCCGUAAAUCGAACCCGUUUCCCUGAUUCUUACUGGUGUAAUGCUAUUUUUUGCACUUUAUUCAUUGCGGAAGCUUCUUUUAAAAAAAAAAAAAAAAAAAAAAAAAAAAAAAGCUAUGAAGUACCUCAAAGGAAGAGUGUUGAUCUAGAAGCAGAAGUGAAAGUCUAACACUGAUACUGGAUUCAGGUGUGUUCCACCGCAGUGUCGUUAGAGAAGAGGUGGUUUGGAUGGUUAAGGGGCCUAGCGUUUCUAAAGCAGCUCUACUCGGACCCAGACGACGUAAGCUUCGUCUGCCGGUCUUGGUGUGCUGAAGGUGUUGGACUUUGAUACAAAAUGCAGGAAGGAGAAUGUUUUUAAACUUUAUAGUACACUCUUGAUACUCAGCAGUCGUGAAACCGUUUUGUUUAAUGAUUCUUCUAGAAGCGUAAAGGGGUUUUUCCCCCAGAGAAACAGGAACGCUUCAGGGUGUUGGGUGGAACCUUUUUGUACUAGGAGUGUACGUGGAGAACGGAGCCCGGGAUUAUUAGCUGCUAAUGAAUCUGUGUGUGUGAGAGAGAGAGAGUGAGUACUGGAUGUCAAAUGUCAAUUUUUAUAAGCUGUUGUACAUCCAUUGUUUUUUUUUUGUUUGUUUGUUUGUUUAACAUUUUGUUCUUGUCCCUCUUGAUCAUGUGACCCUGCAUCAGUCUCUUAAUUACGUCCCAUUAUGUAGCGAAACCUAUGAGGGAGUUGGGUUUGCUUCCGCCGUGCCAGUCUUCCAGUCCAGAUGCAGCUUUAAUUAGACAAGAAGAAGCCAUGGUUGCUGAAUUUUAUCAUUGUUAAACCUUUUUAGAUGUUUGCUGUGGUGAUUGGUUAAAAAAAAAAAAAGAAAGAAAUAACCGAAGGUAUGUAUUUUUGUGUGUGUGUGUAACUGAUCUGUCCAGUGUUUAUAUCGGUUCAGGUGGAAACGGCUCAAUGGCGAGUAUUGUUCCAAAAAAAAAUGUAAAAAGCUAAUUAUAUGCUAAACCAUUUGCACUGAGAUGAUAUUUUUAUGAUAACUUCCUACCCUGUGUAUGAUUUGUAAGGUUUUUUUGGAAUGUUUUCUCAAUUGUAAACGAUGUUAAAUAAAUUUCUGCAACUGUAAAGCC